Messenger RNA from Cyprinodon tularosa, 2682 nucleotides. RefSeq names its product sphingosine-1-phosphate receptor 5b (gene s1pr5b). The transcript has a single exon. Gene Ontology annotation, molecular function: sphingosine-1-phosphate receptor activity. The record is from RefSeq and is a predicted model, not a curated record. Gene Ontology annotation, biological process: G protein-coupled receptor signaling pathway. Bases 85 to 1305 code for a protein of 406 amino acids. Gene Ontology annotation, cellular component: membrane. Lineage: Eukaryota; Metazoa; Chordata; Actinopteri; Cyprinodontiformes; Cyprinodontidae.
CCUGCUCCUACUGUCAUCUUCCUACCAACAAAAUGAAAUCAUAAAAAUAGUUGCAGGCAGAGUAGGUAAAGAGAAAACUUCAAGAUGGGUGCGUCAUGUUCUGACCCUGCAGGGGCUACAUCCUCGACACAGAUGACCUCCACCUACUCAUCCUCCUCAUCUCCUGGCUACUUUGAUUUCUUCUUGGACUACCACAAUAAAUCUGUAAUUUGUCAGCAUUACAACUACACUCACAAGCUCAAUAACCGUGACUCCCUGAAACCAGAGAGCAUUGCAUUAAUUGUAGUCUGCCUGCUCAUCAUCGUGGAGAAUGCAAUUGUGCUCAUUGCCAUUUGGAAGAACAAAAAGUUCCAUCUUCCCAUGUAUUACCUGCUGGGUAACCUGACUCUGUCAGAUCUGCUGGCUGGUAUCACCUAUAUGGCCAACAUCCUGAUGUCAGGUCACAAUACUUUGAGGUUGACACCUUUGCUAUGGUUCCUCAGGGAAGGAGGGGUCUUCAUCACUCUGACUGCUUCUGUCAUCAGCCUGCUGGCCAUUGCAAUUGAACGCCACGUCACCAUGGUUACAAUGCGUCCUUAUCAUGGUGCAAAGCGGGGAAGGAUGAUGGCACUAAUUGGAGGAAGUUGGGCUCUGUCUGCGUUUCUGGGGGUCCUCCCGAUCUUGGGUUGGAAUUGUAUACGCCGUUUGGACCAGUGCUCAACGGUGCUCCCACUUUAUGCCAAAAGCUACAUUCUGUUUAGCGUGUCUGUGUUCAGCGCAGUGCUUUUGGCCAUCGUGGUGCUCUACGUCCGUGUUUUCCGCAUCGUCCGCACCAACACAAGACGACAGCAGCUGUGUCUGAAGGCCAGCAUGAGGAACAGCCUUGCUAGGGUGACGCAGAAGUACAUCGCCCUCCUCAAGACUGUCACCAUUGUGGUUGGUGUCUUCAUUGCUUGCUGGUGUCCCCUUUUCAUUCUCCUUCUCUUGGACUUUUUCUGCCCCACAGGCCAAUGUAAACUGUUAAAAAAGGCAGACUACUUCUUGGGAGUAGCAAUCCUCAAUUCAUUCAUCAACCCAAUCAUCUAUACUCUGACCAGCAAGGACAUGCGAAGAGCCAUUCUUAGGCUACUCUGUAAGUCAUGUCUGAUGACCUCAGAUGGGCAGGUGAAGAGAAUGGGGAUGCCGUUUUUAGAGUGCAGUUUUAGUAAAACCGAGGUGCCUUCUCAAAAACUAGAACAUGGACUAGACACGACCAUUUCCUCGGGGAACGCAAUCAGCACUCCAUCCACAAUUAAAGCCCUUUAUCCCAAACUUUUCAAGUCGUGAGACUCUCAGAUCAAGUGUCCAAAAGACUAUGAAAGCAUCUUUCACUGCACAACGGAGAUCUUCUAAAGAAAGAAACAGCUGUGGGGCAAAUUUGAAAGCUAAUUAAGCUGUUGGCAUGAACUGCAGUAGAGGCACAAAGGGACAUGUUAAGACCUCUGAGCAGACUUCAUUUAAAAAAGACUGAAAAGAUGAUAUUGCUGUCUAAACAAUUUGAAAAGUUGAUCGACGGUGACUGGUAGUAACACAUCUCUUGAUGUCUUAAUGUGGUUAGGAUGGUGGUAUGAGUUAAAAAUAAACUAACAAAGCCUGAUUUACAGCACCUUUAAGACUAUCUUUGGACUGGAAGUAUCAUCUAAAAUGUCCCUUUUUUCCAAUAUAUAUUUCUGUGCUAGAUUAAAACAAUAAUGACCAACCUUUUGAGACCUAAACAGAAGAAGACCGUGGACAUACGAUGUUUGGAGGGUAACAAGUCUUGUGUUAUUAAUUAAAAAAGGUUCAGUAGAUUAGUACAAAUAAGAAAAAGAACAGAACAUGUUUUUUUUUCUUUUGGUUUUGAAGUGUUUUUAAUACAGCACUUGUUAUCUGUGAUGCAUGCCUUUGCAGAUGUUUGGAUUUUGCUGGUUCGAAAUCCCAAGGCGCAUCAGUUUUGUUCAGAUAUGCUCAUUUCGCCCCCUCCUACACUGUUUGUGUUGCAAAUGAGUUGAGAGUAGACUGGCAGAAAGCAGGAAAGUUGCAUCUCACUGCAUCAAAAAACACACCUCAGCGUGAAAGUUGUGGUAUCGCUGUGGGAGUGAAGGUGCGAACCAAAACACCCCCACAUGCACUUUAGAAAUGACUGAGUGCUGAAGCAGUUCUACUGGAAAUAGGUGGUCUUUGGUGUCCGGUUCCUGAAAAAUGCUUAUUAUACACCUGCAGUUAAACUGCUACACGUACAGAAUAAAAGAAAAUGGCAAAAUGUCAACACACCUGUGCUCUGACGAGUGUGCACUUGUAAAAAUAUUAUUACUUCUUUCUGUUGCAACAUGGUGAUAAGUCUAACUGUGACUGCUCUUGAAUUAGCUGGAUGGUGAGUGAGCACAUUAGGAUCUGUAAUGGUUUCUCUUACAGUCAGAUCUCUUAUCUGUUCGCCUAAAGCUUUUCUGCUUCUAAGGGAGGAACUCAUCUUCGGGCUAAAACUAGCCACAGAGCCGAGGACGUUUUUGUAAUUUUCAACAACAGAACGAGGUGUUACUUUCUACAGUAAUGUGUGUAGUAGACGUUCUGACCUUUUUGUAACAUCUGUACUAUAAAUUAUAUCAUUUUUGUUACAUUCUAAAGCAAGCAUAUCCUUUCUUUUCAUAAAAGAAAUAAAUAAAUAAAUAAAAAAAACAUUUUAAA